CGGUUACAUACUUUGCUAGCUACGCUCCACCGACCUGUUCAUGUAAACAAAGGCUAAGGAUGUUGAAUUAACUGCAAGUGUUAUUUAGUAGCUAAUGCGUUUCUUUUCACAAUGCAGCCAGCCGAGAAAGCAUAUUAUCGCUUUGUGGUGCUGUUCUUUAACUGCCUGCUGACAUUUGGCUCCUACUUCUGCUUUGACAUCCCCAGUGUUUUGCAGGAUCAGUUUCAAGGGAACCUUACAUGCCCAAAUGCAACAGUAAUCAAUGGAACAGUGGACUGUGUGGAGGGACUGGGGAUGUCCCCACAGCAGUACAAUCUUCUCUAUGCCAUUUAUGCUUGGACGAAUGCAGUAGUUGUGAUCAUGGCCGGAUUUCUGAUCGACAAAUUAGGAAACCGCUUUGGAGUUUUUCUGUUCUCUUUUCUCUGUGUUUUGGGCUCAUCCCUGUUUGCAUUGGGGUCCCACUUCAAAGGAACUCCCUACCUGCUUCCACUGAUGCUCACAGGCCGUUUGUUGUUUGGGUCAGGCAAUGGAUCUCUGACCAUUGUUCAGAACCGUAUCACAGCCUUCUGGUUCAAAGGGAAAGAGCUGGCUUUGGCUUUCGGUGUGACCCUGGCCUUCUCUCGUCUGGGUUCAGUCCUGAACUUCUUCCUCACGCAGAAGUUUGAAGAGAAAUAUGGCAUGCAGUGGACACUCUGGGGUGGAGCAAUCUUGUGUGUUCUUGGCUUUAGUUCUGCUAUAAUUGUGAGUGCCCUGGACAAGAUUGGAAUGAGGCAACUAGGUUUGGAUGGAGCCAUUCAAGAGGAGUCCCGUAAAGUGAGGAUUCAAGAUGUAAAACUCUUGUCGCUGAGAUACUGGCUGCUGGUUCUCACCAUCAUGUUUUUCUACAACGGCAUCUUCCCCUUCAUUGCAGAUGCCAGCAAGUUUAUUCAGGAUAAGUACAGCGACUACAGUCAGAAGGAAGCAGCUUACAUCGCUGGGGCGGUUUAUGACAGCUCAUUAGUUCUCUCAGCCAGUGUGGGCAUCCUCAUUGAUUAUGUAGGUCUGCGGGGCAUUUUUGCAGUGGCCUGUGCUGUCCUCACGCUGCCUGUGUUUGGACUUCUAGCCUUCUCCUUUGUUCCUCCUCUGGUCUCCACCGUUUGGCUGGGAGUCACUUAUUCCUUUGCUGCUGCUAGCAUGUGGCCCUCUAUUCCUCUUGUAGUACCUCAGGCAACUUUGGGUACAGCCAUGGGCCUGGCAACCUCCAUACAGAUGGUUGGGAUUGGGGUGUCCAAUCUAGUGGUCGGCCAGAUACUUGGCACAAAAUCAAGUGAAACUAAGAUUCCGCUGUGGCGCUGGCAGAGGAUGAUGAUCUUCAUGUUGGCCAACACCAUCAGCUGCAUUGUGACCUCAGUGUUGCUGAACAUUGUUGAUUACAAACAGGGAGGAACUCUGAACAAGACCACCAAGAGAUCAGUGCCACCAGAGAGAGACUCGGACCGCGAACCGCUCAAUCCGGGAGAGGAAGAGCAAAAUGAGGAGGAUGAUGGUGCUGCCAACUCUCCUUCUAUCAAUUCAUGAUUUUUUUUUUUUUAAUUCUUUAUUUUAAUAUUUUUACAGUAUAUUUUAUGUGCUUCCAGUUUUAAAACAAGGAUGAAACCUGCAUCCUGCUCUUGAUCAGCAUGAAACUUUAUGAUCUCGAAUAUUUAGCUGUCGUUGGCUUUUGUUCAUGUUGUACGGCUGCAGCACUAGAGAGCUCUAACACAGAUGAAACAGUAUUAUCAGUAAGCUGCAGUAGCCAGGAAUGGCUACAACACCAGCUGUAAAUGGGGCCUUUUGACAUGCUUCUUCCAUCUGGAUUGGGCCAGGUGUGAAUUGUCAUCUUCAGGUCCCUCCACAGAUCUUUUGUGGAAUUUAGGUCUUGGACUGGCCUCCUUAAAGUAUUGUACUAAAUCCACUUUAGGCUUGUUUCUGUCUUUCAGGUGAUAAUUGUGCUAAUAGGUGGACAGUUGUCCUAGUCUCUGGUCUCAUACAGCUUGAGACAGGAUUUCUUCAAGAAGCUCUCUGUUUCCCUUCAUUCAUUCUCUUCAAGUGUGACUAUUUUUCCUGUACCUGCUACUAACAAGCUCCCCUAUAGCAUGGUGCGACUACCACUAUGCUUCUGCAGGGAGUAUUUACCAGGUAAUGAGAAGUGCUGAAUAUUUUAUCAGACAUGAUUCUUAAAUUUUUGACCAGACAUUUUAGUGUUUGACUCAUCAUUUUAGUUAAAAGAUUUGCUUAUGCUCUACGAGUCCUUUUUUUAAAUGCAGGCUGGCGAAAUGACUCUUGUUCAGCAGGUCCUCCAUCUCUUGGCCUGUUCUUUUUUUUUUUUUUUUUUUUUUUCCUCUAAACACUGUGUGGUUUAGAAGAUCUUGGAUACACAGAGGAGUCUCUCUGAACUAUGUGAGGUCCAUUCAGUGUGCCACGGGUCGACUGCCAUCAGGGUCCAGACACAUCUGAAGGAAUCUGGCCACAACUUCUAGGAGCCACAAGAAAACUGUUAAAAAUCUUUUGUGAUAUAUCUUAAUGGUAAAUUCAAUUCCAUUUUGAUGUUGGUGUUGACUGUCUGAAUAGUAUUUACAGCCGUUUUGUAUACAUGUUUUACUUAACAUAAUUUUUAAUGUGCUGGUUUUAGCUUUUAUUUCAAUUUUUAGUAUUGGUAAAAAGGGAAAAGGUAAAAAAAAAAGACAACCUUUCUUAGUCUUUAAUGUGACCUUAUACACUUUUUAUGAUUCUUAUAAUUGUUCAGCCAAUGAUGCUAAUGUACUGCCAUACCAGAAUGUGUGGGUACUAAUGAUGUUACAAAAAAAAUCUCCUUUUUUUUUUUUUUAAAGCUUUCCUUACAUAACACUGUGGCAUUUUUGUGUGUGAUGGAACUGUCAGAACAGUAUAUGUUCAUAUGUUCAGACUCCUACAUGCAAAACAGUUGUACGGUAAGAAGCUCAGCAUGUUUAAAGAUACAACUUCCACUUUAUGGGUGCAGCAAAAGCAGACUUUACCUGCACCAGUGAAAACGUCCUGCUCACAAAUGUACCGAAUGUACAGACAACACCUGCUUUGCACAAAGAUAACGGCGACCUUGUGCACAGACGUUUUGGUCCUUCCCCCCCUUUUCCUAGUCCCUGUAGAUAAAAGUAAGACACGUCUGUUUAUUUACAGCUCAUUCUGAUGUCCUGUGACUCUUUGUGAUGGCUUCUUUUGCAGAAGAUUUUCAAUAAAACACAUGACUGGAUUCUUUU
Molecule: messenger RNA, 3254 nt
Organism: Melanotaenia boesemani (Boeseman's rainbowfish)
Lineage: Eukaryota; Metazoa; Chordata; Actinopteri; Atheriniformes; Melanotaeniidae
Gene: mfsd1l
Product: major facilitator superfamily domain containing 1-like
Exons: 13
Coding region: 112-1557 (481 amino acids)
Biological process (GO): transmembrane transport
Molecular function (GO): transmembrane transporter activity
Source: RefSeq, a predicted model, not a curated record